GGCAUAAUAUUGAGUUACAAUGUAGGCAUACUUUUUUACCUUGAAUAUUUUUAGUAGCUAGAUCAACCGGAGAAGCAUGGUCAUUUUAAAACAACACUUUGCAAUAUGCCUAUCCUUUCGUAUGCAUUAUUAGACUAUUGAUUAUGCCUAAAUGUAGAUUUAGCUAUCACAUUCGAAUGUAAGUGGAUAUACUGAGAUUGUAUCCUUGUUUUAUGGCGGUCCGCAAACAAAUGUUAUAGGUGCAUGCCACCGCCUACUAUUCUGUAAUAUGAAUUCAUUACGCGUUGUGAAUGCAGUGAAAUCUCGUAAACCCAAGUACUUCUCUGCAACUGCCACCACAACAUCUAUCCUCUGUCAUUUGCGUUCCAUUUCUGUGGUAGACUUGCUGGCCAUGAACGCCCCAAAAAACUAUCUUACUAAAGCCCAUGUUAUUCCUAUCACUCUCUACUGGCCUCGACCUACUCACGAUCCCUCAACCUGCCCCUGGACUCAUCUUCCUCUACUACUAUCUUCCCUGCCUCAGCAUAUGACACCUUCUGCACUACUCUGAUCCUGGCAACCUCAACCUGCCUUUCUCUCACUGGGCAUCUCUGAUCUCCAGCACCAUGGGGACCCCUACAGUUUACACACACAACUUUUUCCACCGACACUACACAUCUAGGAAUCUCCCUCCUACACAUUGCUGCGGAUUGCGUCUAUCUGCUUUGCAAAUUAAUGAUGUGCACAAGACUACAUCUACCAUCUACCCUUGCGACAUUUUAACGUCAUGUGGUGCCGCGGCCUCAUUGUCACACUGUGCAGGACAGAAGCAUGUUUAUGGUAGCCUGCUGCCCUCCGGUCAGAAACGAGAAGAAGUGGAACGCAACUAAAUCCCGUCAAAACAACGUCUCUAGUUCGCUCUCGUCGGUGAUGGGGAGUGAAAGGGCCUGAGGAGACCCCCCCCCCCAAAUCUCUUAUUUGUCUGCUCAAGUUGAUCAAUCAUGUCUGACAAUGACCCAACAGACCUCCAGGCUGUGUAAGGACUAUUUGACCAAGGGGAGUGAUGGAGUGCUGCAUCAGAUGACCUGACCUCCACAAUCACCUGACCUCAACCCAGUUGAGAUGGUUUGGGAUGAGUCGGACUGCAGAGUGAAGGAAAAGCAGACACGUGCUCAGCAUAUAUGACCUUUGAGGCAGGGAGCAGCGUGAUGCUGCUGUUUCACUUCUGGGAUGUGCAAGGACCUGCAGGGAUGGUGCUGUCGGUGUUCAUGGUCCUCCUGUUGACCGUGUUCUACGAGCUGCUGAAGGUGUGGAGGAUCUGGCUGGGGAAGCGCCCCUCCCCCUUCCACUCCUCAGACUGCCAGGGAAGCAGCACUGCAUUAGCCAGUAGCCUGUCGGAGUCGUCUCUGGCCCCCAUGGAACAGACUGCCCCCACUCGCUCCCCCACGAACAGAUGGCUUCUCCGUGGGAUCCAGACAGCCCUGCACAUCCUGCAGGUAACCCUUGGCUACAUGCUGAUGUUGUGCGUCAUGUCCUACAACACCUGGAUCUUCCUGGGGGUCAUCUUGGGCUCUGUCCUGGGAUACUUCAUAGGGUUCCCUCUACUGGGUCAAAUCUGAUCAAACAGAAUAAUCCUUUUCCUGGACUAUAGAUCUAUAGGCAUUAGUUAUCCUGUUGGAGAAAGAUGUGCUCUGAAAAACAUAUCACAGCGUCUUUCAUUCUGACCCUGUUGCAGACUCAAUGUGCGAUAUCUCUCCCUGUGACUGUCGCUUUUCAAGUUACCUGAAGUGGAAGGUGGUUCUUCCCUAAUUAUCUUAAAGCAGAGGUGUGCGAAGUAAAAAGCAAGAUGGAGACUUCCAUAGAGCACACCCAUGGUACAUUUAAGAUAAGUCAGGAAGCUAAUGCUUUUUUUGUGUUACGCUGUAUGACCUACUGUACUAUGCAUAUCCACUGACAUAUGUUUGAGAAUGGCCCUUGAGAAGAGCUUGAGUUCAACCUGUGGCCUCAUUCUAGCAUCUAACUCCAAGGUCAGGCUACUUGCAGAAGGAACUGAGAUUAUGCAUUUCGUCAGCACUAGUCACAAGACAUUUCCUGGAAUUGCCACUGACAACACAGAAGCAUGUGAUUGAGUGUUGUAACUGUCAGGCUCAUUGGGUAACAGUGUUAAUUACUCUUAGGUACAUGGAGAACCGAAUGUGGCUCUUGUUAAUCAUUUGUGAGAGAGGCACUAAAAGGUUGGGGUAUACUUUGUCCUAAAUACAUUUCAGAGGCAUAUUUCCUGUUGAAUUAUACGGUAACCUAAUCAUGGAUGAACGCAAAGCUUUUUCUUCUUCAAAUCCUAUUGAUCUACAGUAAACUGUGAAAGUAGAUAAUGGCCUGCUUUUAAUCUGAAACACUUUUAGAAGGGUGCUUCUCAAUGGACUUUAUAUGAACAUGUGCUUACUACUGUUGUAUUUUAUUGAUAGUAAUAAAACAAAUACCACUAA
Molecule: messenger RNA, 2465 nt
Organism: Salvelinus fontinalis (brook trout)
Lineage: Eukaryota; Metazoa; Chordata; Actinopteri; Salmoniformes; Salmonidae
Product: probable low affinity copper uptake protein 2
Exons: 5
Coding region: 1161-1598 (145 amino acids)
Biological process (GO): copper ion transmembrane transport
Cellular component (GO): membrane
Molecular function (GO): copper ion transmembrane transporter activity
Source: RefSeq, a predicted model, not a curated record